AUGCCAAUUUUUAGAAAAUCUAGCAGAAGCUCUUCUUCUCUAGCUUCUUCUUCUACUGGUAAUACGUGCUAUGGUAGUGAUGAAGCUGCUGAUCGUGUUGGCAGUGAUACUGAUCGCCGAGUUUCCACAUCACACAAAAGGUUCAAACCUCGCGUGGAGGUUAUCGCUAUAAAAGACUAUAAGAAGGCUGCUAAAACUCUACAGAUCGCUUUUAAAGAUGAUCUUUAUGUUUGCUAUCUUACUUCCGGUAUUACCGAUUCAAGACUGAAGGAGCAAUUGGAUCUUGCUCUCUUUGAAGCCACGGUUUAUUCAACACUUUUGUCCGGAAUGGUGGUUGCAGUCCGUGACGUAGAAGGAGAAAAAGUGGAUGCAGAUGCACCUUUUCUAGCGGUAGCCUGCUUUGAUAAACCACGACCUAGGGAAGACCACUCGUCGAAGUCAUUACUUGGUUCGCUUUGGUCCAUGUAUAAAGGAGGAUACUUGAAGUUCAUCUGGAUGGCAAACAAAGAGACGAGACAAAGAGUGUUGGAGGAGCAAUCUUCAAUGCUUGAAGAGUUUCGAUAUGAGGCUUUAGGUGACGAAUUUGCUUCUUCUUGGUACAUGUCUGACAUUGGCGCUAUACCUAAAGGUAGGGGUAAAGGAUUGGCGCGUGCUUUGGUUGAUUACGUAUGCCAGCACUUUAUUGAUACCUACAGACCACCGUCUCCAGAUGGGGAUGAUCUUGACGAAGAGUUAAACAAUUUGGAGACAGAGGCUGCUGCUGCUGUCGGUGGUGGUGGGGCAGGCUCAAAUCUGUUCCAAGCCAGUGAAGACUCACAAUUAAAUUCAGAAAUCGAAAGUUUCAAAUUUGGAUUCGACUUGGACUCGGACAAUUUUACAGAUUACUCGGGAUAUUCAAGCGCUUCCGACUCCGACUCUUCUUCAGCACACUCCUCUUGGUAUUACAAGGAGGAGGAGGAUAUUUUAGCACAAUAUGACAAUAGAAAGAAUAAGGGAUUACAGAUAGGAGCACCACUCUAUCUCGAAAGCUCUCAUCCUAGAAACAAGAAGAUAUAUCAGAAAUUGGGAUUCACCUACCUAAAAACUGUCGACAUCGCUCAGGUCACCGAUAAAAAUGGCUAUCUAAAGACUCUGACUAUGGAUUUGAUGGUUCGUGGUGUUAAAGGCGCUCGUUGGGUUAAAAAGGCAGAACGUCAGUUAAUAAAUACAACAUAA
This is a messenger RNA of Brettanomyces nanus, 1215 nucleotides long. RefSeq lists its product as uncharacterized. The record is from RefSeq and is a predicted model, not a curated record. NCBI's taxonomy places the organism in Eukaryota, Fungi, Ascomycota, Pichiomycetes, Pichiales, Pichiaceae. The transcript has a single exon. Bases 1 to 1215 code for a protein of 404 amino acids.